Molecule: messenger RNA, 1279 nt
Organism: Pollicipes pollicipes
Lineage: Eukaryota; Metazoa; Arthropoda; Thecostraca; Pollicipedomorpha; Pollicipedidae
Exons: 8
Coding region: 2-1279 (425 amino acids)
Source: RefSeq, a predicted model, not a curated record
GAUGGAGGGACGGCGCCGCCGGGAGCACGAGAGGAGGCGAGCGGACGCCAUGCUGGUGGACAAGAAGCGGGCCUCGCGGCCCUCCUCCAUGGUCUUCGCCAACUACGGCCAGCUGAGGACGCACGACGACCUGCAGUCGGCCGGCUCGCCGACCUCCGCGCCGCGCGACAAUCGUGAGAUGUCGCCGAGCGUGAGGGAGGGUGGUGGCGAGGACGCCUGCACGCUGAAGAAAGGGGUGAUCUGGUACUGCAAGGACACGCUGCUGAGCCGCUGGAACUGGAAGGAGCGGUACUUCAUCCUCACCAAGGAUUACCUCUCCUGCUUCAAAAAAGCCAAGAGCCAGUACUCUGACAUGGGAGCGUUUCUGUUUAAGCUGCCCCUGGCCUCGCUCUGCGGUGUGGAGUGGGACCGGUUGCGUGGCAUGGCCACCGUCGCCAUCAUCGACCCCAAGGAGGGACGCCUGCUCAUCAGGUCGACGCAGGACGUCCUCGACCAUUGGUACAAGGUACUGAAGAAGGCCACCGAGGGCAGCAAGGAACGCCGGCGCGUGCUGCGCAUGUCCAGCAGCAACCUGUCGACGCUCAGCUCUGGCUCUGGCACGCCGCGCGCGCUGCGCUCUUCGCUCAGCGACUCGAGCCCGGCCAUCGACCGGCUCUGCGAGCGCGUGGAGCGCGAGGUGUGGGGCGGCGGCGGCUCGGCCGGCCGCCUCAUGCGCCGCCAAAAGAGCGAGAUGGACGCCGGCCUCGUGCUGCGACGCCAGCUGCACUACGCCAGCCAGAAGCGGCUCAACCGACAGUCGAUGAGGCCGGAGAUGGAUAUUUACAAUACGAAACAGAAAGCGACGAAUGACGUCACGCUUCGAAACGGCGUCAACAAACGACACAACGACUCGUUGGACUCCGCUGGCCACUCGCCGUCCACAACGCCGUCCAAGUCGUCGAUGAGCAGCACGGAGGGAGCCGAGGUGGUGCUGCGCCGCGCUGCCGCCGGCGGCGCCACCGGCAGCCCGCAGUUCGGUGCAGGUGGCGCGCCGGUCGUGCUGCGGACCAGCUCUGUUCGGCGCCGUGGCCGCGGCCGCGCACCGGCUGGCGUGCACGGCGACCAGAUCCGGCCACACAGCAUCCUCUGCGAGACGCCCUCUGACCCCACCGAGGUCGUGCUCCGGCGCAAGGAGCGCGCACCUCAGCCGCGCCAAGACAACAAGCUGCAGAACCGGCGCAGCUGUGACCUCUCCCUGAUCAAGCGCCGGUCCGCCUACCUGACGCAGUACGAGUACUGA